AUGGCCAAGACUAAUCCGCCGGACGGAGGAGGGUCCGAUGCAAAUGACAAUACAUUCAUUCGUCACAGAGUGGCACGUCCUCCGAAGGAGGGUCUGCUUAAGGAGUUCAAGUCGGUGAUUCAAGAAACUUUCUUCCACGAUGCGCCUCUGAGGGAUUUUAAGGACCAAACAGCAUCUAAGAAGGUGUUGCUCGGGAUCCAAGCUGUCUUCCCAAUCAUUGGAUGGGCCAGAGAGUACAAUCUUCGAAAACUUAGAGGAGAUGUCAUUUCUGGUCUCACCAUUGCCAGUCUGUGUAUCCCUCAGGAUAUUGGAUAUGCAAAGCUCGCGAAUUUGGAUCCAAAAUAUGGACUUUAUUCGAGCUUCGUGCCACCACUGGUGUACGCGGGCAUGGGGAGUUCUAGAGAUAUUGCGAUCGGACCAGUGGCGGUGGUGUCUCUUCUUCUUGGCACUCUGUGCCAGGCCGUGAUCAACCCGAAAGAGAAUCCUGCGGAAUAUCUCCGCCUUGCCCUCACCGCCACUUUCUUUGCUGGCGUUUUCGAAGCUGGCCUUGGUUUUCUCCGGUUGGGAUUCCUGAUAGACUUUCUGUCACAUGCGGCUGUGGUUGGGUUCAUGGGAGGAGCAGCCAUUACAAUUGCUCUCCAACAACUUAAGGGCUUUCUUGGCAUCAAGAAGUUCACCAAGAAAACUGAUAUUGUUUCCGUCAUGAAAUCCGUAUUUGCGGCUUCUCGUCACGGGUGGAAUUGGCAGACGAUAGUCAUCGGUGCCAGUUUCUUGACCUUCCUACUUGUCGCCAAAUACAUUGGGAGGAAGAACAAAAAAUUAUUUUGGGUUCCGGCAGUUGCUCCUCUUAUUUCCGUCGUUGUCUCCACUUUCUUUGUCUUUAUAAAAAAUUAUGCGGACAAACAAGGAGUCCAGAUUGUGAGGCAUAUAGAUCAAGGAAUAAAUCCGAUUUCAGUUGGUAAGCUUUACUUUUCCGGAAAAUAUUUUACCGAAGGAAUCCGAAUUGGAUUAGUUGCUGGUAUGGUAGCCCUAACGGAAGCCGUAGCAAUUGCAAGAACGUUUGCCGCACUGAAAGACUAUCAAAUCGAUGGAAACAAAGAGAUGAUCGCAUUGGGUACUAUGAACAUUGCUGGUUCACUCACUUCUUGUUACAUUGCCACAGGUUCAUUCUCGCGAUCUGCCGUGAACUACAUGGCGGGAUGCCACACAGCUGUUUCAAACAUUGUGAUGGCCAUAGUGGUAGCUCUAACAUUAGCGUUCAUUACACCGCUCUUCAAGUACACACCAAACGCCAUCCUCGCAGCAAUCAUUAUAUCAGCCGUCCUUGGUCUUAUUGACAUCGAAGCAGCAAUCCUCAUAUGGAAGAUCGAUAAACUCGACUUCGCGGCUUGCAUGGGAGCUUUCUUGGGAGUUGUUUUCGUUUCAGUCGAAAUCGGUCUCUUGAUUUCCGUGGUGAUAUCAUUUGCGAAGAUUCUGCUGCAAGUGACGAGACCAAGAACAGUGGUUCUAGGGAAGCUUCCAAGUACGAAUGUGUAUCGGAACACUCUGCAGUAUCCAGAUGCUGCCAAGAUUCCCGGAAUCUUGAUCAUUCGCGUUGACUCUGCCAUCUACUUUUCCAACGCCAACUAUCUCCGAGAAAGGAUUUUAAGAUGGUUGCGAGAAGAAGAAGAAAAAGCUAAAGCAGCAUACAUGCCGGCAAUCAAGUUUCUGAUUAUUGAGAUGUCACCGGUUACAGAUAUUGAUACCAGUGGUAUCCACUCCAUUGAAGAACUUCACAAGAAUCUCGAGAAGAGACAAAUCCAGUUGAUUCUUGCAAAUCCCGGACCAGUGGUGACUGAGAAGCUUCAUGCUUCUAGGUUUGCUGAUGAGAUUGGAGAGGAGAACAUCUUCCUUAGCAUUGGCGACGCGGUAGCAACUUGUUCUCCCAAAUUGGCUGAGCAACAAGCAUAA
Molecule: messenger RNA, 1950 nt
Organism: Raphanus sativus (radish)
Lineage: Eukaryota; Viridiplantae; Streptophyta; Magnoliopsida; Brassicales; Brassicaceae
Product: sulfate transporter 1.1-like
Biological process (GO): transmembrane transport
Cellular component (GO): membrane
Molecular function (GO): secondary active sulfate transmembrane transporter activity
Source: RefSeq, a predicted model, not a curated record